AUGGCUGCCAAAAAGGGUCUUGAAAGAGCUUGCCUUGUGAGUGAGAGGGACACCAAGAAGUACUCCUUGACCUUAGCCAGGAUGAGCUGGCAUCAGAAGAAUUUCAAUGAAGAGAGGCAGCAGCAGGAAGCAGAAGAUACUGAAGUUAAUACAGCAUAUCACUGUCACAGCUACUCACAGGCCUAUGAGAACAGAAAAAGGGAGCAGCAUCAAGCCAGGAGGAAGCUCUGUGUAGCAUCAGUAAUUUGCAUCUUCUUCAUGAUUGCUGAGUUUACAGGGGACUGCAUGUUUCACACAGGUGGGCAGAUUGCGGGGAGCCUGGCGGUGAUCACGGAUGCUGCACACAUCCUGGUCGACCUGACAAGCUUCCUGAUCAGCCUCUUCUCACUGUGGAUUGCCUCCAAACCUCCAAGCAAGAAGUUAACUUUUGGGUGGCACCGAGCAGAAAUUCUGGGUGCUUUGAUGUCUAUGAUUAUCAUCUGGAUAGUGGCUGCUGUAUUGACAUAUCUGGCUGGCAUGAGGCUGCUACACCCUGAUUAUGACGUUGAUGCUACAGUGAUGCUCAUUACCUCUGCUUGUGCUGUGCUUGCCAACAUCCUACUGAGCCUGAUUCUGCACCAGACCAGCCAUGGGCACAGUUGUGGGGCACAAGCCAGGGAACAUGAAUCAAGCCCUGUGGAAAAGCCAGCUCUGAGCAAUGCCAGUCUGAGGGCAGCCUUUGUGCAUGCCAUUGGAGAUCUAUUCCAGAGUCUUAGUGUGCUAAUUAGUGCACUUAUCAUCUUCUUUAAGCCAGAAUACAAAAUAGCUGACCCAAUCUGCACAUUUGUGUUUUCCAUCUUUGUUUUGGCAACGACCAUUACCAUUUCAAGGGAUAUUUUGAUUGUGCUAAUGGAAGGAACACCAAUAGGACUUGAUUAUGAUGCAGUGAAAGCAAGAAUUUUAGCAGUUGAGAAAGUGGAUUCUGUUCACAACCUUCGGCUUUGGUCUCUGACAAUGAAUCAAACUAUUUUAUCUGCUCAUGUUGCCACAGCAGACACAGUGGACAGCCAGAAGAUUUUGAAAGAUAUCACCCAAGCCUUGUUUGAGCACUACAGCUUCCACUCCAUCACCAUUCAGAUUGAAUCAGAAGAGGAUCAGAAACGAGACUGCAUCUUCUGUCAAGAACCCAGGGAUUAA
Messenger RNA from Calypte anna (Anna's hummingbird), 1176 nucleotides. It is a transcript of the gene SLC30A8, whose product is annotated as solute carrier family 30 member 8. Bases 1 to 1176 code for a protein of 391 amino acids. Gene Ontology annotation, cellular component: plasma membrane. Gene Ontology annotation, molecular function: zinc ion transmembrane transporter activity. The transcript is spliced from 8 exons. Gene Ontology annotation, biological process: insulin secretion; zinc ion transmembrane transport; response to zinc ion. The record is from RefSeq and is a predicted model, not a curated record. NCBI's taxonomy places the organism in Eukaryota, Metazoa, Chordata, Aves, Apodiformes, Trochilidae.